Aspergillus chevalieri is the source of this 1797-nucleotide messenger RNA. Its product is annotated as RanGTP-binding protein. The record is from RefSeq and is a predicted model, not a curated record. Gene Ontology annotation, cellular component: cytoplasm; nucleus. Bases 1 to 1797 code for a protein of 598 amino acids. Gene Ontology annotation, molecular function: GTPase regulator activity. Lineage: Eukaryota; Fungi; Ascomycota; Eurotiomycetes; Eurotiales; Aspergillaceae. The transcript is spliced from 2 exons.
AUGAUCGAGUUGAUAGCUGCGCGAGGCAAUACUUCACUUGAAUCAGCGGUUUCUCUCACAAAGUCCCUCCGGUGGGAUAUCCAGGCCCUAGGCCAGCGACUAGCCAGAGCUGCUGCAUCUGAAGAACUAAUUCGAAAGGGCGGCAAGUCGCCAGGUGAUCGAGCUCAGAAUGACGCAGAAAUUAGGUUCAUCAUAAAAGACACCAAGAGACUACUCGUCCGAAUUGAGGAUGCUGUCCCGCUUAUGAACUUAGCCAUCACUACAUCGGGUGCAAAGCUGUCCACCAAUCUGCCAUCAACAGUGUCACCGUCCAGAUUGCUACAGGCUAGUACAUUUCUUACCGCUGGAGAUACACAAUAUUACAUGUCACCAUCACAAGCGAUUCAAAUCGGACCCACGUUCACUCUUUCGAUGUACAUGCUCUUUGCCAGUCACCUUCGCCCGCAUGAUGAAGAAAGCGUUCGCGAAGCAACAUGGAAGGAGGUCAUGCAUAAAGCGCGUCUCAAAAUUCGACGGGUGCCCAUAGAUUCCACAACGCCAUCAAAUGCACAGGAAUCCCAGUUCCCUGCGGAAGCGAGAGUGGAUGAGUACGCUUAUCAGAUUCUUAUCAUUGAAGACUUAGAUGAUGGCAGAGUUCAUACAUUUGAAGAAAACGGCCCACAGCCUUACAGCUAUGAUGGCGUGAUUCAAGCCGGGAUGCGGGAAAUAUUUCCUAUUCAUCAAAUCUCCAAGAUUUUCUAUGCAGACACGGGGAGACUCCUGAAUAUCAGUACGGAAGGCGAAGUGAAUAACCCCGUCCUACUCUUGAAGAGGGACGUCAACGCUGUGCCACCACGACGUAUGAUGGAACGUGAAGAAGCAGAUUACGGCUAUCUGCAGGAUUCGGAUGAAGAGAGCGAGGAAAUCGACUCAGUCCAGGCACAGCUUGAUGCCCAAUUGGGAGCAAGCACCCGAAAAACACCGUAUUACAACUACUCUGAAGACUCGAUCCCUGAAGAGUGGCGCUUACCCCAAGACCUAGACCCUGAGUGGAUAGCAUUUGAAGUCUACAACGAAGACGAAUCCUCAGAUACCGAAUCCGAAGCAGAAGUCCCCAGCACCCCCUCAAAGACAGACACAGUCGACCCGCGCCAAAUGGCAAACCUAUCUCUAGACGAUCGCGAGGAAUCACCAUCACUAUCUCAACGAAGACUCUCCCGCCAACCAUCCUAUCACGACACAACAACCGUCUCCAACCCCUUCUUUAACAACAUCCGCACCUCUCUCUCCCUCCUCGAAACCCUCCUCCGCCUAACGUCCCUCCAACAAUUCCAACAACAGUCCCACCUCUCCAUCACCGACGAACUCCUCAAUUUCUUCCUCGAAGAAUCAUCCACCACCGGCGCCGGCGGUGACGAGCAACACCGCCAACGACUGCGCUCAGAAGCAAGACGAAAAGUCGGCUGGGAUCCCUACGACGAGAGCCCCGUCAAGCGACGCGGCGAGGAUUAUCAAUACGGUACUCCCGUUGGUGGAUAUGGAUAUUCGCGUGAGAGCAGUGAGUACUAUCAGCCGCCUUUUUCGCCUAGUGAGAGGGCGAGGGGUGGGUUCCAUCUUCGGUCGAGUGAGGCUACGCCUGAGACGCCGCUGCAGAGAAGGCGGUCGCCUUCUGUGCAGUCGGAUCGGCGGAGAUUGAAUGUGGUGCGUGGUGGGGAUGAGGCGUUGAGGAGGGGUUCGCCGCUUUCGAGGCGGUCUCCUACCGUGCCUGUUGAUGAUGAGUCUACGGUUGAGAAGGGUGGAUCUGGUACUGCGGAGUGA